AUGCUGCACUCCACGAAGCUGAACCUGGCUACGGCGACCAUGGACGUGCCGCGCGUGGUGGCUCCGGACCCCGCGACGGUCCGCGACGGCAAGGCCGAGCUGCGCAAGCUCGCGCGCGAGAUGCUCCUCAGCUACGUCGACCUCCUGGACUGCGCAGCUGCGCGGCCCUCGCAGCUGCGCGGCUCGGACCCGAUGCGGCUGUGGUACGAUCCGGAGGUGCCCCGCCCGCCCCCCGUCGAGACCGUCCGCGCCGCCGUGCAAAACCUGCUGCACGUGACCAACGUGCUGCGGCCGCACCAGGCGCGCCUGGGGCUGGCGGAGCGGCUCCGGCGCGGCGUCGCGGAGAAGCAGGCCGCGUUCGACGCGCUCGACGCCGCGGAGCGCGAGGCGGAGGAGGCCGCGAGCACCGCCGCGGCGUGGGCCGCGCGGGCGGCGGGCACGCAGUGA
Messenger RNA from Pedinophyceae sp. YPF-701, 447 nucleotides. NCBI's taxonomy places the organism in Eukaryota, Viridiplantae, Chlorophyta, Pedinophyceae. The record is from the annotation of a GenBank genome assembly.